AUGGGGCUGGGAGAGAUGAGGGAGAGCGAGACUGAGGAGAAAGGGGUGACCCCAGCUUCUCUGGAAGUCAGAAUCUCGCUUUGGUGGACAGAUGACAUUGACAAGAGAGAUGGUAGCUGGACAUCAUCACAUGGAAGAGGUUCCUCCAAACCUGAUGAAUGGGAACACAGCAGCAACGGCAGUACUGGUUCUAGGCCCAGUUCAGGGUCCAGACCUGGAUCUGGCUCUCGCUCCGGCAGCAGGGGCCGAAACAACCAGUUCAAAGGCCCUCCCAUGAAUGGGAACAGAGAUGUCUCUUUUGACAUCUUGGGGACGGACAUAUGGGCUGCAAACACAAUGGAUUCAUGUGGAGGUGCAGGCUGGGAUGUGCAGCCAGAGAAGCUGGACUUCAGUCACUUUCACAGGAAACAAUUCAGAGGGAUGCCAAAGCACCUGCCACACAUCGACAGAGAGGGCAUGAGCAAAAACAAGUUUGCAGAAGAAGAUAGUAUUGACAUGAACAGCCUAGAAGGGUUCCUGCCACAUCUGCGCUCUGUCUUCCCACCACUUGCUAAUGAGUCUGAGAUUGCACACACCAAAAAGCUCUUCAGACGCAGGAGGAAUGACCGACGAGCAUUUGAUCACAACACGCGAGACCAGUUAACCAUACUCCUGCCUUCUGGCCCGGGGGAGAAACGGCAAGUCUCAGCCAGGAGACAGCAGCGACCUCAAGGAGGAGGAGGUGGCAAGAACCACCCUCAGCAGGUUCAACAGUCACCACAGCAACAGCAGCAGAGGGAUCAAACCCUGCAGCUGUCUCCAAACCAACAGGAGUCCGACUUAACAGAACGGGGAGAUAGCAAAAACCACAAUGCGGGUCGACCACCACGUCAGAACCAAGGAGGACCCCCGCACCAUGGAUACAGCCAGAACCGGCGCUGGCACCACAGUCAGAAAGGCCAGGGGCACGGACACACACCCCCUACAGGUGAUAAAGAAGGACCUCUAAGAACAGCCAAAGACGAGGAGACUGAGGGUGUGAGAGUGGGCGAUGAGCACAUCAGACCACCUCAAGAACCCGGCAGUAAGUGUCCAAAUGAAUCACCCAAAACUGACCCAACGCCCAGGACUGAUGUCCCCACAGAUCUGACAAUUAAUAAGAAAAGUCCCAAGCCACCACCAAGUGGAGAAGCAGGCGAAGGCCAGGUGGAGGAGCCAAAAAUCAGCCUUCUGCAGUCGUCAAAGGAGAGGCUGAGGAGGAGGCUAAAAGACAAGGAGGAGACUCUUGUGGAAAAGUCACAGAUGGGACCACCGAACAUGGACCGGCUGGUGGAUCUUCUCAACAGCAUGAGGAGCAACAGCAGCGGGGUGGAGCAGCAGCUGGCCUCGUUCAUGGAGGAGGCGCAGUGCUCGGCGCGGUCCGAGGAGGCGCUGACUCAGGUGGUCGGCACCAUCUACUCCAAGGCCGUUUCGGACAGGAGCUUCGCCUCGACGGCAGCAAAGCUCUGUGACAAGAUGGCGAUGUUCAUGGUGGAGGGAACCAAGUUCAGAUCGCUGCUACUCAACAUGCUGCAGAGGGAUUUUUCCCGCCGCGAGGACCUGCAGCAGGCAGAUGUGGAGCAGUGGUUGGGUUACAUCACCUUCCUGUGUGAGGUGUUUGGCACCAUGAGGAGCAGCUCCGGUGAGCCCUUCAGGGUUCUGGUGUGUCCCAUCUACACGUGUUUACGAGAGCUCCUCGAGUCAACAGAUGUUAAAGAAGAUGCGGUCCUUUGUUGCUCCAUGGAGCUGCAAAGUACGGGGCGCCUCCUGGAGGAGCAGCUCCCUGAGAUGAUGACGGAGCUCUUAGCGGCCGUGAGGGACAAGAUGCUGAGUCCGGUCGAGUCUCAGCUGACUCGCUCUCUGCUCAUGGAGGUCAUCGAGCUGCACGCGCACCACUGGAGCCCUCUGGAGGCUCUCACCACCCAGUACUACAACCGUACCAUCCAAAAGCUAACCACUACUGCCUAGACUACCCUACACACACACCCUGCUGAUGCCCCGAGUUUAAUUAUUCGUGAAGACGACUAAACGCCACGCCUGCUGGGGGCAGCCACAAGGGUAUCCAGCAGAAAACAUAACAUAGGACGUGUCUGAAAACUAUCUGCUGUUUUUGGCGUGACUGGUCACACACAGUCUGUGAGCUCCACCAGCUGUAGCUGCUGAGGGAUUUUGGGGGAGGGGGGGUCAGCCUUGUCCAUAAAGAGAUCUGUGCCCAAAGCUGAAUGGGGGGGGGGUCAGUCUCUUCAUUGUGUUGAUUUGCCAAACCCCCCAUCCUGACCCCCCUUCCUCUGUCUCCCCAUCAGCCCCUGGGGUCUGAAAGGCUGAUAAAGGAGGCGGGGUGUAGACACGAUGCUGUCUGUCUGGGACGUCUGCCCUGCCGGGCCAGGGACCAGGUCAAAGGGCCUCAGUAGAGCUCCACAUCUCCUCCCCCCUUCCCUCACUGUAAAACCCCCCCAGCAGGAGCCCCUCUGGGGGGACGACAGCGGGCCUGCUGGGCCGGGCCGGACUGAGAAUAAGGAUCAGGCUGGCUGGAGCAGGGUGGCAGAUGGCUGCUCCAGGGUCCCGACACACCCCCACAGGCACCCCAGCUUUCAGCACCCCCCACCCCACCCCCCAGCAGUAGGAGUGGGGUGCAUUAGUAAAUUGAAGCAGACACUGCUGUCUGAUAAUUCCUUUGUUUUUGUCUUGCAGAGGAAUGAUUCUCCUCUGUUCAGCAUGAAUUUUUAACCACAUCAUUGAUGUAAGAAUUCAUUUGAAUCAUUUGUUGUUUUUAUCAUCGACAGUUGGUUUUGAAACCUCAUCUUUAUGGUCAGACCUAGAUAAUCUAGCAGUAGGCCUUAUUGCACAGCUUUGAUCCCUUUUGCAUUGCAGUGAUGCAGUUUGCUUUAUAAUUUAAACAAAGUGAGACGAAGACGCUCCUGGAACGGGGGUUCUAGGAUGUUCAAAUUGACUAGUGGCCUUGUCAGUUAUUCCUUUUUAUAGGAGUUUCCUGUUUUUCCCAGUUGGAACCAGAUGAACUCCAUCGCAGGAGAAUACAUUAAAGACAAAAAUAUGAAAAAGCAUGGCACAAAGGUCAAAUCCUUCUUUGCAGUGUUUGAUCUUUUCCUUUUUGGUUCUAGAUGUUGAGAGAAGGAACAGCCGAGCGGUUGGAAACUUGCCUUCUUCACACAUUUCUGUCAGGAAUGGACUUGGGAGUAGUCACAUGCAUUCAUGCAUGUUCAUUCAUGUUAUUAAUAUUAGCUUUUUGUAAUAUCAUUUUUGAAGUCUUGCAUCAAGAAUAAAGAUCCUGUGUGGUAGAAGCACAGCCCAGCAGAUUAGUGGGGUGACAACAGUCUUUUAAAAUCUUUUUUGUUAUUGUUUAUUUUUGCAGGAGCUAAAUAAUCAUCAUGUGUACAUGUGUCAUUUAAAUUAUAUCUAACUCAUUUAUAUAUAAAGAAGUGUGUCCUCUGGUGAGUUUAUAGGAGCGUUUAAGCAGCUGCAAAGUGUGUUCUGUUUUAUUUGGUGAAAGGAGUUUUUUUUUUUAAAAAAGCCCAUCAGUCAGUGUCUGUUAUGCAAAAAGCAGCUCCCUCUCAGCAGAUUGGAGCAGGUGUGGAUCCCCCACCCACGUGCCCUUAGACCCUUCUGCUCUGGUCACAUGACUCACCCGACAACUGAAUGAGGCCCGCCGUCAUUUGCAAAAUCCUCAUGAAUAUAGAAAAAGGAGGCAGCGAUUGGAUCCGCUGUGUUCUUGGGUUUGUUUUGCAAAGCUGCCGCAAAAAUAAACUAAUAAAGUGAAUAAGAUAUGUAACGGAA
Molecule: messenger RNA, 3810 nt
Organism: Nothobranchius furzeri (turquoise killifish)
Lineage: Eukaryota; Metazoa; Chordata; Actinopteri; Cyprinodontiformes; Nothobranchiidae
Source: RefSeq, a predicted model, not a curated record